CACCUGGGGCGUAGGGCAAGCAGGCCGCCCGCGGGAGGGGGCGUGAGCGGGGCGGGGCCGGAACGUCUUUCUCCCGCUCCGGGGCCGGGGCGGGCACAGUUACCCGCCGCACCGACCAUGGCCGCAGCCGCGCUGGGGCAGAUUUGGGCCCGAAAACUCCUCCCUGCCUCUUGGCUUCUGUGUGGCCCCAGAAGAUAUGCCUCAUCCAACUUCAAGGCUGCAGACCUGCAGCUGGAACUGACGCGGGAGCCUCAUCAGAAGCCAGACCCCAGCAAGCCCCUGGUGUUUGGGAAGAUAUUCACUGACCACAUGCUGAUGGUGGAAUGGAAAGAGGAGAAGGGCUGGAGCCAGCCCCGUAUCCAGCCCUUCCAGAACCUCACGCUGCACCCCGCCUGCUCUGGCCUCCACUACUCGAUGCAGCUCUUCGAGGGCAUGAAGGCGUUCAAAGGCAGCGACCAGCGCGUGCGCCUCUUCCGACCCUGGCUCAACAUGGACCGGAUGCUGCGCUCAGCCCUGCGCCUCUGCCUGCCGAGUUUUGACAAGGUCGAGUUGCUCGAGUGUAUCCGCCGGCUGGUGGAAGUGGACAAAGACUGGGUCCCUGAGGGCAACAACACCAGCCUCUACGUCCGGCCUGUGCUCAUCGGGAAUGAGCCCUCACUAGGCGUCUCCCAUUCCUCGCAAGCACUUCUGUUUGUCAUUCUCUGCCCCGUGGGUGCAUACUUCCCUGGAGACGCCGUGGACCCCGUCUCCCUCCUGGCUGACCCAGCCUUCAUCCGGGCCUGGAUGGGUGGGGUUGGUGACUACAAGCUGGGGGGAAAUUACGGGCCCACCGUGUUGGUGCAGCAGGAGGCGAAAAAGAGGGGCUGUGAGCAGGUGCUCUGGCUCUAUGGGCCUGACCAGCAGCUCACCGAGGUGGGCACCAUGAACAUCUUCAUCUACUGGACCCACGAGGACGGGGUGCUGGAACUGGUGACCCCCUCGCUGGACGGUGUCAUCCUGCCUGGAGUGGUCAGACAGAGCCUGCUGGACCUGGCUAGGACCUGGGGUGAGUUCCGGGUAGCGGAGCGGAAGAUCACCAUGAAGGAGUUGUUGCGGGCGCUGGAGGAGGGGCGGGUCCGGGAAGUCUUCGGCUCAGGCACCGCUUGCCAGGUCUGCCCUGUACACCAAAUCCUAUACCAAGGCAAGCACUUGCACAUUCCCACCAUGGAAAACGGGCCUGAGCUUAUCCUCCGCUUCCUGAAGGAGCUGAAGGCGAUCCAGUACGGAGCAGGACCUCACGAGUGGAUGCUCCCAGUGUGACGCUAAAGACUUGGCCCUCCCUCUCCUCGGACCCACCCAUCCACGGCAUCUAGUCCUCGCCGGACCCUCGCCUCCCUACCUAUGACUCACCUGAAGUGCAAUAUGAAAUAAAAGGCCGGGGGCUGCCGGGACGCCUGGGUCUCUGGCGCCCCCACGUGGUCUCUACACUCCCAAAGCCAUAAGGGCCGGACCCAGGCGUCCGGGCCCCCAGCCCCGCCUCUUAAGACCUUGGGGGAUCUGGGCUCCCCGCUGCUCCGUGUUGUGGGGUCAAAGAUACACUUUGGCCCUGACUCCGCAUCUCUCCGUUCUCAGGCCGGAUCUCCCCGUGCUGCUGUUGAUUUUUUUUUUUCUCUCGCUGCAAUUUUGAAAUAAAUGCCAAAGAACAAGCC
Odobenus rosmarus divergens (Pacific walrus) is the source of this 1688-nucleotide messenger RNA. RefSeq names its product branched chain amino-acid transaminase 2, mitochondrial (gene BCAT2). The transcript has 11 exons. Gene Ontology annotation, biological process: L-valine biosynthetic process; L-leucine biosynthetic process. Gene Ontology annotation, cellular component: mitochondrion. NCBI's taxonomy places the organism in Eukaryota, Metazoa, Chordata, Mammalia, Carnivora, Odobenidae. Gene Ontology annotation, molecular function: branched-chain-amino-acid:2-oxoglutarate transaminase activity. The coding region runs from base 118 to 1299 and encodes 393 amino acids. The record is from RefSeq and is a predicted model, not a curated record.